Molecule: messenger RNA, 5701 nt
Organism: Triticum aestivum (bread wheat)
Lineage: Eukaryota; Viridiplantae; Streptophyta; Magnoliopsida; Poales; Poaceae
Product: protein TIME FOR COFFEE
Exons: 12
Coding region: 308-5242 (1644 amino acids)
Biological process (GO): regulation of circadian rhythm
Cellular component (GO): nucleus
Source: RefSeq, a predicted model, not a curated record
CACAAGGGGAGGGGAGGAGGCCACACCAGACCAGAGAAGCAGCAGCCAUUUCCUUCCAGCCGAGGGAGACGAGAGGAGAGCACUCUUCCCUCUAGGAGAGGAGUAGCAUCGAGAGAGGGAGAGGGAGGAGAUACUCGUGAGCACGAGGGGAAGGAGAAGGAGGGCGGGCUCUCUCGCUCUCUCCCUCCAUCUGCCUUGUUGAGGCGGUUGGUGCGUGGAUCUGCGCGGCGGCGGCGGUGUCUGCCGGACGCCGGCGACGCGGCGGCGACUAGGAGGGGAGAUCGGAGGCGCAUGCCUCAGAUCUGACAUGGAGCGGAUCCGGGAAGGCAGGAGGGCCGCACUGGCCAUGUCCGGCGGGGCGCCACCGCCGCGGCGGCGGCUGAGGAGCAACGGCGGCGGCGUCUCCGGCGGCGCGGGGCCGAGGGGCUCGCCUCGGUCCGAGAGGAGGCGGGGGGAGCGGCUCAUGCUCAACGGCAACGGGCGCGACGACGGCGACGACACCUCCGACGACAGCCUCGGCGACGACGACGACGACGCCGACGAGGAGCUCGCCGCCUCCGCGCCCAGGUUCCCGCCGGUGCAGCGCCGCUCGCCCAGCACGGCGCCCCCGCCGUCCCCGCCACAGCCUGGCGCCGCGCACCACCACAGCAGUAGCAGCAGCGGCGGCGGCGGCGGCGGCGGUUACAACAACCACCACCACCACGGGCAGCAGCAGAUGCACCGGAGGGGGGGCUCCAAUCCCAAGGGCCCCAUAGUGUGGAAGGCCGCCGACGAAAUGAUCGGCGUUCCAGUCCCGAGGAAGGCGCGCUCAGCUUCUACCAAGAGGUCUUCGCACGAGUGGACAGGCCCCGGCGGUGGAAGCGGCGGCGCCGUCGCUGUAGACGGCUCGCAGAUCCAGCGGCCUUCUUCACGGCCGAUCUCGCCGGCAUCCACAUCGGCCACCGCCCCUGUUCGGAAAAAGCUGAAAACACUUGGCGGCGGUGGGAGCAGCGGCGGUUCUGGGCCUGUACCGAAGCAGCGGCCGUCGCCGGCAUCAGCUCCUCCGGCAGCCCCGCCUCAGCCGCCACCAGCAAAGAUUUCCAAGUCGCCAUCGUUCAUUCAGGAGGAGAUCGAGGUCGCCGAGGUGCUAUUUGGCCUGACACGGCAGUUCCCCUGCCCUCCCAAGCAGGAGAACACGAACCACAAGCCGGAGCCAAAGGACGCGCCGGAGGCCAAGUCCGGGAACUCUUCGCCGGCUCCGUCGUCAUCUGGCGUCCGGCCGGCAGAUUCAGCCUCUCUCACCACUACAGCCCCAAAGAGGAAGCGGCCACGGCUCGUCAAGUACGACAACGAGAACCUCCCGGCGAGCCCAGCAAAACCGGACACGGCAGAGCCGCCCUCAAGGCCGGAAGUUCCUCCGGUGGCGAGAUCAGAUGCGAAGCCGUCGGUGUUGGCUGUGGCCGAAAGUGGCGCCAGCAGCACCGCCGCCGCCACCGCUGGUGCGCAGCAGGAGUCAACCCGGGAGCCAGAGAAGAGGGAGGACCACAGAGGAAGAGAUCCAGAGCUCCGGGCCAGCGAAUCAGAUCGACGGGAUCCCGGGCCCGAGAGCAGCCGGGCCGAGCCGCCGGCAGCAGCAGUCAAGCCCGACGGCGAGGCUGCUGCGCCGGUCGGCUCUGAGGCCAGGAAUGGGGAGGCCACCACCGCGACAAAGAGUGAGCUGGCAUCUGAUGGCGCUCGGCAAGAAAAGUUUUGCAUUGAUCUCAUGGGAUUGGAUUCUGAGAUGGACGUGGAUGUGAGAGGAAAUUCUGAAAAGAAAGAUGGCGAGAGGACCCGGAGAGGCCUGGAGAUCAAUCUGGAGGACGAGAAGGCGCAAAGGAUUCCGGCGGAGGAGCAUGCUCCAAAGAAGCUCACUCUGCAGCUUGAUUUGGAGAAGCCCAGCCAAGGCGACGAAAAGUCGCCAUCUGAGCGCAGACAGCCGCCAUUGCCGCCGCAGCAGCAGCAGCAGCAGCACAAGCCCUCAAAGUCCGAGGUCAAGCAUGAGAAAUCACCUCUACCUGCUGCUUCACCGCCUAUGCCAAUGACCGUCGGCGGCUGGAUGGGGACUUUCCCACCUUUUAGUUACAUUGCUCCUGUUCCUGGACUAUCAGCUCCUGGGCUUCAUCAUCCUAUGGACAUCAAGCCAGGAACUUCUGCUGGAUUACAGCAUCCUGCAUUGCCUCCACUGCCAGUACGCCCGAAGCGCUGCGCUACACAUUGUUACAUCGCACAGCAGAUCCAAUACCACCAGCGAAUUACGAAGAUGAACUCUUUCUGGCCCACAACAGCGGCUGCCGCCGCUGCCGCCGCCGCCGCCGCCACAAGAUCUGCACCAUUCUUUGGUCCAAGAGGACCAUUCAACAUGGGCGUCGUUCCACCUGCAGAGGCUGCCUCCCUUCUCGCGAACCCAAUGCAGGGGAGCUACCCUGUUCGGGCACACGCCCCGCUGCAAGAAACUAAGGCUCCUUCAAUGGUGCCUUCUCCUUUCCAGGGGAGCCUCUCCAAGGAUAAAGCGUCAUCCAGCAGUGCCAGUGUUGCUGAAUCAAACCAAAGGAAGCAACCUCCAGCUCUUGAAGCGCAGCAGUCCUCUCCCAUGCCACCAAACAUGAUGCAAGCGCCAACAUUCAUCUUUCCAUUCAACCAACAUGCUGCAGCAGUAGCAGCUGCAACUGCCGCUGCCAAUCGAAUGGGAGAUACAAAAUCUUCUGGCACCAGCAGUGCGAUGCCAUCAUCUGCCACUGCCCACGCUUCAGCAGCACACCCUGGUGCACCGGCCAUGAACUUGAGCUUUGCCAACAUGCAGCCGGGUGAUGCCCAGUUCUUGGCCAUCUUACAGAACGGCUACCCAUUCCAGCUCGCUGCUGCUCAUGCUGGAGGAGCUCCAUCAUAUCGAGGCAUGGCACCACCAGGCGCAGGUGUACCGUUUUUCAACGGGCAUGUCUACUCUCCCCACAUGUUGAACCCAUCACAGCAGCAAGGUACGCAGCAACAAAAUCAUCAGAAAAACCCAAUGCCAAGCUUGUCUGGUUCCUCUCAGAAGCAUCAGCCACAACAAUCACAAGGGUUGCUGGGAUAUGCACCAAAUGCUAAUGCUGCUGCUGCCGCGGCCGCAGCAGCCGCUGCCAACAGUUCCCAGAGCUAUUCGAGCGGCAACCAGCGUCCUGUUCUACUACAUGGCCACGCUCACCGACAGGAUCCAGACAAGACUCUGCAAGAUGGUCAGUCAAGUGAUGACAAGUCUUCACACCAUCAGAAGGGUGGGCAUGAACAUAAUUUUGCUAUUCCAAUGCAUCUUCCAAAUUUUGCGUUGAUGCCAUCUGCUGGCAAUCAGAGUGAGAAGAAAUCUAAUGAUCACCACCAGCAGCCACCAACCAGUCGAGGCCAGGGUGUUCGGAUUGAUCUUGCUUCAUCUCAGCCUUUUGUGAUGCCCUUUGGUUCCAUUGGCGCUCCUGGUUCUGCUCCAAAUGGUCUUGACUUCUCGUCAUUGGCACAGAACCAUGCGCUUUUCCAGAGCCAUCAAGAAGCAGGCCGACAUGGUUACCCUCAGCUCAAUUUUGCUUCAGCCCAGUCUGUUCAAGCUGCACAGCAUAAACCCCAGCAUCAAAAUGCUGCAGAAGCUAAAUCUGUGGCUGGGGAUUCAUCUUCAAUGCCAAGUGCUGGAGAUAAUGAGAGAAAGAAAUCUGCAUCUGCAAAGUACCCGAGUGAUUCACAGCAGCAUUCUCUUUCUUUCUCUAAGCCAGAAAACAAGUCUUUUAUGCACCCUUUCCUUGGUAGCAGUGCUAAUGAGCCCUCAGUCCGCACUUUGAGCCUUAUUGGUGCGGAAUCUUCGAAUGCCUUUGGGUUAGGCAGCAGCAAAUCUUCAAGUGCUUCUACUGCAGCAGCUACGUCAGCUGCAGCCCCAUCUGCACCAACCAUGUCCCAGCAGCAGCAAAUUCAGCUGCAGCUGCACCAACACCAUCAGCAUCAGAUGCAGCAACAAUUCCAGCAGCAGCAACAGCAGCAGCAGCAGCAGCAGCAGCAGCAGCAACUCCAGCAGCAGCAGCAACAGCAGCAGCAGCAGCAACAACAACAGCAGCAGCACCAGCAACAUAUGUUACAGCUUCAGAAACAGCAGCAGCAGCAGCAAUUGUUUCAAAAUCAUCUGAACUCUCGCCCCAGGUCUGCUGCUCCGAGUAAUGCAAGUGGAUACUCUGACCGUUUGAGUGCGACGAACUUUCAGAAUUUAAUGUAUCCAUCAAGCGCUUCUCAAGGCGGAGUUCCUGGUCAAUCACCUCAAUUGAAGGCAUCGUCGUCGAUGAGAGUGUCAGCUCCACCUUCAGCUGCUUCUGUCCCUGCUGCAUCCUCGCCUUCUAAUUUGAUUAUGAUGAAGAACAGUGGUCUCCAUCAACAAGCAAAAGCUCUGCAGGCUCUCUCCACCCCGAAUCACCAGUCACAAAGCAUGAGUUCGUCGAAGAUUGGCCACUCCCUUACUAAUCUUUCUACUGGAGGAGCAGGGGACCUAUCUCGAUCUUCAAAUGCCCCUGUUGCUUCUGGUUCGCCAUCUAACUCGGUCUCCAAAAGUACUGGUGGUAGCCCACCUGCAUCUGGAAGUGCGAAGGGUGGCCAGCCAGUUGUCCAAUUGUCAUCACCUCAACAACAUGCAGCAAAGAACUCCCCUUCAACUUCUGGAUCCAAGUCGGCUUCAACAAAUCCCUACAGCAGUAUGCCUAUGCCAUCGAUCCUUGGUCAGCAACCAAACAUGGCUCACUCUGGUGGUAAGCAGCAGUCACAUGGACCCUCAUUGAAACAACAGCAGCCGUUCCCACAAGGCCAUGGCCACGGCCACUUCUUCAUCUCCAAUGCCUUUGCGCCACAAGGUCCGCCUCAGCAUGUAAAUGCUGGAGCUGGUGCUGGCCUCUACCAAAAGCGCUCGGCUGACAAGACGCAGCAGCAGCAGCAGCAGCAGCAGCAGAAUGCUGUCUCUGGUUCGUCUGCGAUGCUCUCUCUUGGUUCCAUGUCGAUGUCCACAUCUGCGAUUCCAGCUGAUGCGGGGAAGGCUCAUAGUGCAGCUGGCAGUAACAUGAAGGCCAAUCUUCAUCCAGCGCCUGGUGGUUUUAUGCACCUUGCGACAGCGGGGCAAUCUGCGAGUGGUUCGCCUCACUCUCACCUUUCAGCGGCACAAUUGACGUUUUCAAUGCCGAUGCCCGUAAAGCCUACCAGUGAUCAGAAGCCUGCUGCUGGUAAGUAAAGGACCCAGACGCCAGAGCAUGGGAAUGCUGCUAAUCUGAGUCGGCGAGCUAACUGCUAAUUCUGUCGGAAGCUCGGCGCGCGGAAGAAGCGAUUGCGUGGCAAGAGGCAUAGCUGCGAGAGCCGGAACGUCGACGAGGAGGAUGAUGCACCCAUUCCAUCCAUUCAGGGGCUCUGGCAAAUCUGUGGAGUAAAAAUGUGGAACGGCUGGCUGAUGGGAGUGAUACUUGUGUGUAGUAGGUUAUCCUCCCAUGGUGGAAAGCUGGAGGUGCAUAGAAACCCUUUUUUUUAGCAGUUUUAUGCAAGAUUGUCAAAAGCUGGUCUCUCUCUGAACUUCUCCCCUCCCCUCCAACUGCUGCUCUGCUCUGGUCUGGUCUCUUUAGAUUUGUUCUUUUUGUUGUUGUCUUAACUGAAGGAAGAAGGUUUAAUUAGAAUGCAGGUCAAGGGAAAACUUUUGUGA